GUGUUAUUACUACCGAUAACCGUGAUACAUUGUAUUAACAUAUAAUAUUACAUUAUCUGUCGGAGUAAUUAUUGUCGCCAGUCGAACACACAAACUAUGGCUCGAUCAUCGUCAAGUGUCACCAUGAAAGUAUUCGUAUUGGCCGUAUGCGUGUGCGCCGCCCUCGCACGCCCGGAAGACGCGAAAAUGGAAAACAAACCGGCUGCGCUCAAAUCCGAAACCUUGGCCGCACCACUUCCGACGAACAUUGUAAAACGAGCUGCUGACACGACUCAGCUGGACUCGUCGCUCCCGAACGUCAGCGAAGACGUACUCGAUAAAGCUCUUAGCGACAGGAGAUUCGUGCAAAGGCAGCUCAAGUGCGCCACGGGCGAGGGACCGUGCGACCCCAUCGGACGAAAAAUUAAAGCUCACGCGCCCCUGGUGUUGAGAGGAAUGUGCGUCAAGUGCUCGCAGACGGAAAUCAAACAGAUUCAACGCGUCAUGUCACACAUACAGAAGAAUUAUCCCAAGGAGUACACCAAGAUGCUGAAACAGUACCAGAGCGGAUUCUAAUCACGCGGCGGCGUCCAUGCACAGCACUCCUGUCCGUCACCACCGUUUUCGGCGUAAUAUUUAUAUUGAAAAAUCAUAAAUAAUAAUAAUAAUAAUAAUAUAUUAUACACAAGUACAACAAUCGAAUAUCAAAUCUUUUAAGUGUCACUCGUCACGACUUACUACGAGCCGGCUGUAAUGCGCGUACCACAUGUACGGUCGUUGUUCUGAUCAUUAUUUUUUAGCAUUAUUCUAGUUUUAUCGUUUUAUUUUAUUUUAUUUUUUUUUUUUUAUGUAAAUAAAUGACUGAUCGUAGUUUUAAUCACGU
This is a messenger RNA of Rhopalosiphum maidis (corn leaf aphid), 862 nucleotides long. RefSeq names its product ejaculatory bulb-specific protein 3-like. The coding region runs from base 97 to 555 and encodes 152 amino acids. The record is from RefSeq and is a predicted model, not a curated record. Lineage: Eukaryota; Metazoa; Arthropoda; Insecta; Hemiptera; Aphididae. The transcript has 3 exons.